Molecule: messenger RNA, 1260 nt
Organism: Chlorella variabilis
Lineage: Eukaryota; Viridiplantae; Chlorophyta; Trebouxiophyceae; Chlorellales; Chlorellaceae
Exons: 7
Coding region: 1-1260 (419 amino acids)
Biological process (GO): pyruvate decarboxylation to acetyl-CoA
Cellular component (GO): mitochondrion; pyruvate dehydrogenase complex
Molecular function (GO): acyltransferase activity
Source: RefSeq, a predicted model, not a curated record
AUGCCCGCGCUGUCGCCGACCAUGUCGCAAGGCAACCUGGUGGCGUGGCAUGUCAAGGUGGGGCAGGAGGUGGCACCGGGAGACGUGCUGGCAGACGUAGAAACAGACAAGGCCACGCUCAGCUGGGAGAACCAGGACGAGGGCUUUGUGGCCAAGCUGCUGGUGCCCGAGGGCGCCAAGGACAUAGCGGUGGGCGCCCCCGUGGCGCUGCUUGUGGAGGAGGCGGAGCAGGUGGUGGCCUUCAAGGACUAUGCGCCCGGCGGCGCGCCAGCGGCGGCGGCGGCGGAGCAGCAGGCGCCCGCGGCUGCCGCGGGGACGGCCGCCCCCGGCGGCGCCCACCAUAGCGACCGCAUGGGCCCCGCGGCGCGCACGCUGCUGGCCGAGAGCGGCAUCCCUGCUGACCUCGUCACGCCCACGGGGCCGCACGGCAUCAUCACAAAGGGCGAUGUGCUGGCAGCCAUGGCAGCAGGCGUCAAGGCCGCGCCGCCCGCGGCCGCGCCGCGGCCGGCCCCCGCAGCAGCAGCAGCGCCUGCGGCGCGGCAGGCGGCGGCGGCCCAAAACGUGCCGCCCGCAGGCGCCGCCUACACCGAUGUCCCCAACAGCCAGAUCCGCAAGGUCAUCGCGCAGCGGCUGCUGGAGAGCAAGCAGACCAUCCCGCACCUCUACCUGAGCGCUGACGUGGACCUGGACGGUGUGGCGGCGCUGCGCGACUCCCUCAAGGCCCAGGGAGCCAAGGUGUCGGUCAACGACUGCGUGGUGCGGGCGGUGGCGCUGGCGCUGGCAGAGGUGCCCGCCGCCAACUCGCUGUGGGAUGCGGCGCAGGAGGCGGCGGUGCCGGCGGGGUCAGUGGACAUUGCCAUUGCGGUUGCCACCGACACCGGCCUCAUCACGCCCAUCAUCCGCGCAGCCGACACCAAGCCGCUGCCCCAGAUCGUGGCUGAGGUGCGCGAGCUGGCGGGGCGGGCGCGCGCCAACAAGCUGCGGCCUGAGGAGUUCCAGGGCGGCUCCUUCUCCAUCUCCAACCUGGGCAUGUUUGGCAUCGACAAGUUCUGCGCCAUUGUCAACCCGCCGCAGGCCUGCAUCAUGGCUGUGGGCGGCGCGCGCAAGGUGGCGGUGAUGAAGGACGGCCUGCCCGCCAGCAAGACGCAGAUGACCGUCACGCUGUCGGCCGACAACCGUGUGUAUGACGGCGAGGUGGCGGCGGCGUUCCUGGCGGCCUUCAGCCGCCACAUCAGCAACCCGUACCGCAUGUACGGCUGA